Glossina fuscipes is the source of this 1432-nucleotide messenger RNA. It is a transcript of the gene wg, whose product is annotated as protein wingless. NCBI's taxonomy places the organism in Eukaryota, Metazoa, Arthropoda, Insecta, Diptera, Glossinidae. The record is from RefSeq and is a predicted model, not a curated record. Gene Ontology annotation, cellular component: extracellular region. Gene Ontology annotation, biological process: multicellular organism development; cell fate commitment; neuron differentiation. Gene Ontology annotation, molecular function: frizzled binding; cytokine activity. The transcript is spliced from 5 exons. Bases 30 to 1412 code for a protein of 460 amino acids.
AAAAAAAACAAACACCACAAAAAAACACAAUGGAUCUAUUAACCUUCGGUAGAAUAGCCAGUCUUCUGAUAGUUUGUUUAUAUUUAAGUAAAGCGGAGAGCAAACAUAAGUCAGGACGGGGGAGAGGUUCAAUGUGGUGGGGCAUUGCAAAAGUUGGUGAACCAAAUAAUAUAUCACCCAUUAGUUCGAGUAUUAUGUAUAUGGACCCAGCUAUACAUAGUACUUUGCGGCGUAAACAGAGGCGCUUGGUACGUGACAAUCCUGGUGUACUGGGGGCAUUAGUUAAAGGAGCGAAUCUAGCAAUUAGUGAGUGUCAACAUCAAUUUCGCAAUCGUCGUUGGAAUUGUUCAACACGUAAUUUCUUGAGGGGAAAAAAUCUAUUUGGAAAAAUUGUAGAUCGAGGUUGCCGUGAAACAGGUUUCAUUUAUGCCAUAACCAGCGCAGCUGUAACGCAUUCUGUUGCGCGUGCUUGCAGUGAAGGUUCGAUUGAAUCGUGCACCUGCGAUUAUAGUCAUCAAUCGCGUUCGCCUCAAACCAGUGCUCAGGCUGGUAGUGUGGCGGGUGUACGCGAUUGGGAAUGGGGUGGCUGUUCCGAUAAUAUCGGUUUUGGUUUUAAAUUUUCCCGCGAAUUUGUUGAUACUGGUGAACGUGGCCGUAAUCUCAGAGAAAAAAUGAAUUUACAUAAUAAUGAAGCGGGAAGAGCGCACGUUCAGUCUGAAAUGCGUCAGGAAUGCAAAUGUCAUGGCAUGUCCGGUUCAUGUACGGUAAAAACAUGCUGGAUGCGUUUAGCGAACUUCCGUGUUAUUGGUGAUAAUCUUAAAGAUCGUUUCGAUGGUGCUUCUCGUGUUAUGAUGACCAACAGUAUACGUCCCAGCGGUAGCGCUAAUACAAUAGCUAACGUUAGUCCAAACGCAGUCGGUAUUACAACGGCACUAUCGCCGAAUGCUGUCAUACCAAAUAAUUAUGAUACGGAUCGUAUGUUAAACGAUGAGCAACCUAUUAAACAUCAUCCUAAUAUGGCCUCACCGAACAGUCUACCCAAUCCGCAUAGUAUUUCAAGGAAUUCAAUAAGAGGCCGUCAAAGACAAGGCAAAAAGAAUAACAGAUAUCAUUUUCAAUUGAAACCCCUUAAUCCUGAUCAUAAACCACCGGGUAUUAAGGAUAUUGUGUAUUUGGAACCCUCACCUAGUUUCUGUGAAAAGAAUCUACGUUUAGGCAUCCAAGGCACACAUGGGCGACAGUGCAAUGACACGUCCAUCGGUGUGGACGGUUGCGAUUUAAUGUGCUGUGGCCGUGGCUAUCGUACACAAGAAGUAAUAGUGGUUGAACGUUGUGCUUGCACGUUUCAUUGGUGUUGUGAAGUCAAGUGUAAACUAUGUCGAACGAAGAAGACGAUACACACGUGUCUAUAAGUGAAUCAACAAAAAAAAAA